Syngnathoides biaculeatus (alligator pipefish) is the source of this 715-nucleotide messenger RNA. RefSeq names its product tRNA methyltransferase activator subunit 11-2 (gene trmt112). Gene Ontology annotation, molecular function: protein heterodimerization activity. The transcript is spliced from 4 exons. Gene Ontology annotation, biological process: rRNA (guanine-N7)-methylation; tRNA methylation; peptidyl-glutamine methylation. The record is from RefSeq and is a predicted model, not a curated record. Bases 112 to 483 code for a protein of 123 amino acids. Lineage: Eukaryota; Metazoa; Chordata; Actinopteri; Syngnathiformes; Syngnathidae.
CGUUUCCACCGGGAAACAUUUAAGCGACACAACUUCCGUUCCGCAUUCUUUCGCCAUACUAGCUUUAGCUAGCGUUGUUUUGAUUAACAUAAUAUUUGAUUCGAGUAAACAAUGAAGCUUCUAACGCAUAACAUGCUGACGUCUCACGUCAAAGGCGUAACUAAAGGAUACCCGCUGCUCAUCAAGGCGACGGAGGUGAAGGUGAACGAGGUGGACUUUAACGCGCAGUUCGUCAGCCGCAUGAUCCCCAAACUCGAUUGGAGCGCCCUGCUUCAAGCUGCGGACGAGUUGGGGCAGCGACAAGACCUGCCCGGUGAACUGAUGGCGGACUUUGAGAGCAACGAGGAGUUCCUCAAGAAGGUCCACAGAGUUCUCUUGGAGGUGGAGGUUCUGGAGGGCUGCCUGCAGUGUCCCGAGUCCGGACGAGAGUUCCCCAUAUCCAAAGGGAUCCCCAACAUGCUGCUCAAUGAAGACGAGGUGUAGACGCAAACUCUUGACAGACUGGACUGUGGCUGUGUGUUCUAAAAAAAAAAAAAAAUGAGGUUAGAAUGUGGCUUGGGUUGAAAACGAGAUUUAAUUGGAUUGUUAAUUUGUACUUUUUGCCAUCAAAAGUUGCCUCGGUUGCACAUUCAACCCUACGUUGUUUUAUCUGUAUUUAUUUUUGUAAUCUUUAUUUUUUAUUUCUUAAUAAAACCAUGCUGAGAUUCCCUCGACA